Messenger RNA from Branchiostoma floridae (Florida lancelet), 970 nucleotides. RefSeq lists its product as uncharacterized. The transcript has 5 exons. The record is from RefSeq and is a predicted model, not a curated record. Lineage: Eukaryota; Metazoa; Chordata; Leptocardii; Amphioxiformes; Branchiostomatidae. Bases 284 to 946 code for a protein of 220 amino acids.
ACAUCUGGUGCGGAAGCGGGCGGGCACCAACAUGCUGCAUAAACAUUGCAGAAAGACGGCGCCUAGUCAUUCGUCUGGUGCACUCCUCCACAACAGGUUUUCUGUCCUCCCUCCACAUGAGAGCUAGAUUGACGAAUCUAACGUCCAGUUGAUACAUCAGCAGGUGACUGUGCGAAUCCAUCCCUGCCAUAAAGCCUAACUCCGUACGUAAGGCAGUAGGGAACCGAAGCAUGAGUUCUAGGUGGUAAACGCUACUUUGCUGGUUGCAGAACGCAGCAUAAGAAUGGCUGCUAGGAGUGAGAACUGUUGGCUCGUCGUGACUGUCCUGGUGACCUGGAGCUGGCAACAUACUACAGCCGAUAUGCUGCAUCGCAACCUGUACUCAGACAUCUACUUUCCAAGAUUCGUCUACAGUGCGACUGUGUACGGCGACCACGAUGUCCUGUCACCGAUCGCACGGGUGGUAGCCAUCUCACGGGGUAACGUCACUCUGACGUACAACAUACGUCACAUUACGUGCAGGGAAGAUGGGGACGAGGAAACAUUUGGAGUGGACUCAAGAAUCUUCCAUAUCACCCCGCAGGAUGGGCGUGUAUAUGUGAACGUGAAUAACCCACGUUGUGGAGACAAAGGACUACCGAAUACCACAUGGAAAAUCACAAUCGCCGCUUCAUCAGACCUCUUGUACGAUACAGCUGUACUCAUGGUGGAUGUAAAAUCGGACCAAUCGUUCCACUGCGACCCCAGAGAUAUCUGCUUUGGUCAGACUGAACUCAGCUUCAGUGUCGAAGAAGAGUCAGCUCCUGCAGUUCUGUUUGUGUUUCCGCCAGGGUACGCUGCUAACAGGUGUCCCCAUACACGAGCUACAUACGGCAUAACUCAAGGUAAUGAGGGCGGGGAUUUAGGUGUUCACCGAGAGUCAUCAGUCCUGGUAACUACGAGGUGACUUGACCGGGAGUCAGUGGACGGU